AUGCUUUCUUCAGCAGCAUAUGCUGUUCUUUGGCCGCUAACGGUAAUUCGUAUCACUUUAGCAAUUGGCUUGAUGCGAAUAGCGUCUUCGAUCCCUAUCCUCAAAGAAAGAAUCAAAAGAUACAAUGAGAAGUUCCUUCUAGUGCCCUAUGAAGAUUUCUGGCAGUCGUGGUGCAGCUGGAAAAUGUUGCGCGGAGUUAUGCAGUUAACUCUUGGCGACCUAAACAAAACAGCGCGACUUGGUUCUCCAGCGCCAGACUGUGAGCUGGUUUCGACAGACCAAAAAGAGUGCAGAUUGCUAGAUCUAGCCAGAGGGGAACGUCCAUUGGUUCUUAACUUCGGCAGCUGCAGCUGACCUCCGUUCUUCAUCCGUCUCAAGAACGACUUCACCAAAGUCGUUCGGGAUUUUGCUGAUGUUGCGGACUUUAAGGUUAUUUACAUCAGCGAGGCACAUCCAAGUGACGGAUGGAAAUGGAAUGUAAGUUUUGGAUUUUGUUGUUGUUUUUGUUUUCGUUUUUAUGCUAUCUUUUGUUUUGUUUGUUUGUUUGUUUGUAUAAAUAUAUAUUUAAGCGAAUCUUGCAAUUCAUAUCUAGCGUUAUCGUUUGUUGUAUAUCAAAUUUAAUUAUUACGAAGCAUCAUUUGUUACUAAAUUGUGAAGACGUUUCCACGCUUGCAAUUGGAGGGAUGAAAUACAUCAUGCUUUUGUUUAUCACUUAAAGUAAAAGCUUGGCCGUCCCCCAUUAAGGACUGAGUAUCAACGGAACAUUUUCGUUUAUUAAAAACAAGCAACACAUUGAGAUUACCGUUUCUAAAGUUCGAUUGAAGCUUGCGUGAGGUCAGGUGGAAUUUGCUUUCCACUCUCUGCACUUUAAACAUAGCUGUGAGCGACUCUUAAAAACGCAAUGUUCUGAGGAAAAUGCGAUUUGACGUAACGAAAAACAGACUUCAGAAAGCAUAGCUAUUCAUGGGCGCAUGACGGCGGCAGAUCAUGUGCACCGGCAUUUCAAAAAAUUUGCGGUUUAUUGAAGAGGAGUUAUUUCACGAAAACGAUUAUUUGUAUUGGUGUGGAAUUUGAUAGCCUACAUGGCAAGUUUGCGCAAGGAUUUUUUCAUAAUUAGCUUUUUUAUAGCAGAACAUCAAAAUAAGCGCAUAAUGAGGUAGUUUAUAGCAAGUAUGAUUGAAACCUCAAACAUUUAUUUUUGGCGUCAGAACGGCUCCCCGCAAGCAAACAAGAUGCGAUUAAAGUGACGUAAUUCGCGAUAAAAGGAAAACAAUUGAAAGAGUUAAUUUAUUUUGCGUAAUUACUCUUGAGGAAGACGAGAGAAAAAGGGAGUCAAACGCAAACUAAUAUGCUUUAUAUCAAACUGUUUGCUAGUUUUCAAAAUGAAAUUUGAAUACUUUCUCUUUCCUGAUGAUAAAAGGAAGUAACACAAAAUUUUAUUGAUAAUGUAUUUAUACUUAUGUCGUUUGGGUUAUAGGGCCCAUAUGCCAUUCAGUUUUGGCUUCCCUUCUUCAACCGAACAAUAGUAGUUUAAAGUAUCUGUUAUGGAACUUGUUGGUCUUUUGAGUCUUCUUCACGACGCAACAAUCUAGGAUGCGUUAUUACGUGCGGAAAUGGUCAUACAAAACGAUUUCAAUGCGUGUAUUAAACGACUGAUACCUUUAUAAUCAGCAUCAUUCUCUAAACUAAUUGGUUCAACAGAACUGACCCGCGAAACCGGUGUCUGAUGUUCUUGUCUCUCCCUUGAAAUAUUGUGAGCUGAUCGAUUAGUGGAAAACUCCAGGACUGAUUAACCACGUGGUGCUGGUGGAAAUGUUUGAUAUGUGGGAUAUGAAUGAGUAUAAGGUUGUGAUUUUUUUUGAGUCAGAAGACGAGUUAGAUGAACUGAAACCUUAUGGAUCGUGGAUUUUAAGUUAUUUAAGUUCCGAGUUUUAGUAGACAAUGGUUUUAAGGGUAUUGUCUCUCUUGCGGUUCCUUUCAGUGAAAAUGAUGCCAUAACUCUUUCCCACAACAAUAGAGCAAUCGGUACCGGCAGAAACAAUUUUCCACUUCGAUCAUCGUUAACGACUUCCUUAGUUCUCGUUGGCCCCGAAGCUAUAUCACGCUUUACAUCUUGAAAUUUCAACCUAAUGCCCUAUUUACUUAGCAACGUUCCCUUAGGAAGUGCGUUUUUCCUUUCGCAGUUAACUCAUGAAGGGAAAACUUGGCAUCAGUGCUUGCUAAGAAAUGUAGACAAACCUGAGAGAAAUUUCUCAUUAACCCUCUACAAUUUCCUUCACAUUGCCCUCCCUCUUUUUGAAGAAACAAUUUUCAUCCUUGGCAAGUUUCCCUCGUGGAUACCAAGGGAAACGUGCCAAGUCAAAAAUACUAGUGUUAAUUCUUGGCUUUUUCAAGGUUCUUUUCGCGAUCUUCGUCUUCUGUAAUCCCUCAGGGUUUUGUUUUGGUCUAUUAUUAUCGCUGUUACCAUGACAUUUGAGCAGACGCAUAAUAGCGCAGGGCAAAGUCUGCCUCUAAAAACUAGAUUCCAAAAAUUUCUUGUUAUCUAAGAUAACUUUCAACAGGUGUUUCAGUAUCACAGAAUGUCUCAGUUUGUCUGACUGAAGAUUUAUUUAUCGAACUUUUGAUCUUUGGAAAUAGGGAUUUUUGUUAAGAAACUUACGAAAAACACUUCAUCGUCGAAAACAAAGCCUUUAAAAAUAGGAAGAGCAUACAGAACUGUUAGUUUUAUUGUAGUUUUGUUAGUAAUUGUUCGUUAAACAUUGGUCUGCAAUUUAAACAUAUGCGAGAAAAACAAACAAAUUCCAUGUACAGUAAUAGUUAUGUGGAAGUACGAAAAUGAACUGACUUUAAAAAUUCACUCAAAACAAUAAAGGUCUAAACCCAAGUUUUCUAGCAUCUUGCUCAAAUUGCUUUGCGAUAAGCAAAAUUCGGGGUCUCAAGCAGUUACACAAAUAUUUAAGCUUUUACUGAGUGAUUUGAUCAUGAUAUGUUCAGAAUCAAGAAGUUGAUGAUCUUUCUAUCAAUAAGACUUAGUAAGAUGUUGACAUUGAAUCAAUGAAGAUAUCACAUUGGUGAUUUAGAACGAACAGUCAAACAGAACGUUUGUUCUCGAGUGCUUUUACUUACGGGCCAAAAAAAACUCUGAUCAAAUUUCACCAACACCUUCUUAAACGAAUAUCACUAAUCGCAUUUUUAAAAUGCAAGGGGUGGCAGAAUCGUGUCUGGUUUACCCACAUAAACCACAUCAUGAUUUAUUUCAAUCCUCACAUUUGUCUUUGCCAAAAUUUACCGCCAAAUUACCGACUGUAAGCCACAGUGCAUUUUGCCGCCUCAGACUGUAAUUUUUUGUGGUUCUCUAUCGUUAUCAAACAGUAUAAAGACCUCCUCAGAACAGCAAACAGCAACAAAAAAGUUUAAAAGAGUGCUACCCCUCCGUCAGGAUGUCUAUAACCUUUUAUUUUUGGUGAUGUUUGCUUCAAUUUAGCUGCGAUUCUUAAAUUAUGGAAUCGUUAUUUAGUUGCAUGACGGCUUCAAGCGAAAAAAAAGCAAACUGCCCGAAGCUAUGGGAACAUGCGAUUUGCCAAGUCACGAUUGAUUUGACUUUUUCACCUGAUUGGUUGAGAGGAACGCACGAUUUUUUUUAAGCCCAUCACUGGGCGCGUUGAAGCAAACCAGAGCGAUCCCGUAUUAAUUCUUUCAUUGUUCACACAAAGCUUUCUGUUUGUAAAAGUUUUAGUUUGUUUUAAAAUACACUUUUUUGCAUCUUUAGAACAAUGUUGAAAUUGCUCAGCAUAAAUGCUUGAAAGAUCGAUUUGCUGCUGCAGAAAUCUUAAAGUCCAGCGGUUGUCCUGCCCCUGUUAUAGUGGACACCAUGAAGAAUGAAGCUUCCAUGGCGUAUGGCGCGUGGCCCGAGAGACUGUUUAUUAUACAACAAGGCAAAAUAGUUUACGAAGGGGGCACGGGUCCGUACAAUUACGACUUGACGGAGGUGCAACGCUGGCUGGAGGAGUACAAAGCUGAAAUAAUAUAG
This is a messenger RNA of Pocillopora meandrina, 4030 nucleotides long. NCBI's taxonomy places the organism in Eukaryota, Metazoa, Cnidaria, Anthozoa, Scleractinia, Pocilloporidae. The record is from the annotation of a GenBank genome assembly.